Messenger RNA from Seminavis robusta, 2881 nucleotides. NCBI's taxonomy places the organism in Eukaryota, Bacillariophyta, Bacillariophyceae, Naviculales, Naviculaceae. The record is from the annotation of a GenBank genome assembly.
GCUGACACAAUUCACAUCUCUUUUUGUUCGCUGUGAAAGGGUGUCUGUGUUGUGUGUGUUGAUGCGGAGACUGGAAGAGUAUCAUUGCAUCAUUGUCAACACCCAAUGCAACAAACCCUCGUCAGCCAAACAAAACUACCCACCAUUUAUACUGUAUCUGGGGGUCUUUCAUAUAGAUAGUAUUAUAAGAACAAAACAAUCCAUUGACCAUGGCGGACGACAACCUCUCCCACAUUAAAUACAGCGAGGACAUUUCCAGUCUCUCCGAUGCCCAAGAUAUGAUCCUGGCGAUUCUCCCCAUUAUUCCAGCAUUGCUGAGCGCGACCGGUUCCGCCGCCAUCAUUCACAUGGUCUUGACAUCCGCACGAAAGACUCCCUACCGAAGAAUCAUGAUGGGUUUGAGUUGCUACGAUUUGUUGAGCUCGCUCAUGUAUCCACUGCAAGCGUUCUUGUUGCCCCGCGACACGUCGCAACGACUGUGGGCCAUUGGCAACCGCGCCAGCUGCAGUAUGCUGGGAUUUUUCAUAAUCAUGUUUUUCAGUGCCGCCUGGUACAGUGGCACAUUGUCGUGCUAUUUUUGUUUGACGGUCAAAUUUGGCGUCCGAGAACGCGAUUUUGCGAAACGGUACGAACCGUAUAUGCACGCCGUGUCGAUUGGGUAUCCACUAUUGGCGGCCAUUGUCGGACUGAGUUUGGGUACCUAUCACGAAAUUGAAAUUGGGGCAUCGUGCGGGGUCACCAAUUGGCCAGAAGGCUGUGGAUGUCGAGAAGGAGCGGAAGAAGAAUGCUGUUUGUCGCCUAUAUUGGCAUGGGUGUUGGGAGGCAUUCCACUCUUUCUCAUUUUUUGCACCAUUCUCGUCAACAAUCUGCUCGUGUUCUGUCAUGUCCGAAAUACCAUUGCCAAGAGUCGUCGAUUCAUGAGCCGAAGUCUGCAACACUACUCCACAGCAACCACAGCAACUCGCCGUGGCAGCAUGAACCGUCGUGCUAGCUUUACUACCGCCAUGAGUCGUCGUGCGAGCUUGAACAAUUCCAUGACAGAACUACCACAACAAGCAUCACCAGCACGAGACGCCCAGACGGAACGAAUACGGUCCGUGGCCAUUCAAGCAUUCCUCUACGUGGCGAGUUUUUUCAUUACACAAUCGGCCUUUGUGGCACUGCGAAUCAUGGAAUCGAGAGAUUACGAUGCCGAAGAUGAAGAUGCCCUCUUUCCCUUGUUGGUACUACAAACCUUGACACUUCCCAGUCAAGGAAUCAUGAACUGUCUCAUUUAUGCCCGUCCUGGCUAUUUGAGGGCGCGCAAGGAAUAUCCCAAUGAAAGUCGAUUCUGGGCGUUUCGUCGGGCGUUGCAUGGCGACAAGGUGCAACCGUCGGAUGACGAUGACGACGCAUACGGUGAGGAUACACGCACCCGUCGUGGCAAAAACAACGACAACAAUACGACGACCGGUAUGAAUACCAGUCGGCCAUUUGGUGGUUUGAAUUCCAGCAAGCCAGAACUGGUGGAGCUGGUGGACGUUGAAAACGCCGCUGCUGCCAAUGUUGACCCGGGAGAGACGGACGAAAAUGCUAUAGAAAUGGCAUCCUUGGGAUACAACACGUUUCAUGACGACGACAAUAAUGGCAAAAGCGACGCAGACCAUGAAAAUAACAACAAUGUGGUGGCCAACAACAAUUUCGAUGAUGCCAAUGACGACAGACAGGGAUCUUAUAACGAGUCCUGCAGCUUUAACGAUGACGAUAAUGGCGGCCACGAUGAACUUUUCAAAAUUGGAACCAAUGGUACCUGCGAGGAAGCACAAGCUUCAUCACGUCACCAUGAAACAAUCUUCGAUGACGCAAACGAGGGAGAAGCGUCCGAGAUCAUGGGAAGAACGCUAAAUGAUGGCCAUCACGGGGAUAAUAUGGUGGAAGCAGCAGAGCGCACCGAUACUGCUCAGGAGUCGAAAGAGUCCGGCUCGGAGGAGACCGAACACGAAAGUUUGUCCGCAAUCAGCAAAAUUGGAGGAUCUCAUCAUUCUUCCAGUAGUCGAGCAGGAAGAGAGUGUCAAGCGUAGAGAAAGGAACCAACCGUUCAUGUCCACAACAAACAUGAAUUUGAAAAUCUCCUGAUCAUCAUCUAGAGAUCUCACCAAUGCCGCCUCGUGUGUCCAACUAACUGGCGCCACACGAUCAAAAAUGGAAUCUUCCGCAUAAUUUCCAUCCUUGGUUUGUCAAUCAUGGUGGCCUUUGCCAACGCCAGCCAAGCGCGAGAUGAUGAAGCCUCUGCCAUCUUCGCAAUCACCACGGUGAGAACCUGAUCAUCAAUGAAAGCAUCGAGAGAAGGACAUCGAAGAGUUGAAGCUUUGCACUUCAAGUGUUUGGCACAGGCAGUGGCUCGAAACCUACAACAUCACACUUCGGAAGCUACUUACGGUUCAACGGCGUCCAACGUUGACGCUUGCAAAGCACAUCCUUCAAUAGCCUCCUAUGCUGCUACGUGUUCUUGCAAACGCCCACGCAGCGCGAACGGCGUGAAUCAGAUAGUAGUGGCACGCAAAACGAGGGAUUUAGGAAAACCGUGGCUGCUACUCAACAUUCUCCUCUACGGCACGGCACCGUAACAGCGUCCUGGCCUGCUACAAUACUCCAGUGCCGGUUGCAUUCACCUGCCUCUGCAGCAUAUUUUCGGUUCCCAAUUCGCUGAUCACUCGCAAGGUGUGUCACCUUUGAAGCCUCUAGAAUGGUCUUGCCAAAAGCGUGUAAAAAAGGAGAUGCUUGCACUGCAGAAGACUUCCUGAUGGUGUUGUGGUGUCGGCUUGCUCUGUACGUACCGCUAUGAAGAAGGGUAGCUGGAGUAAAUAUAACAUUAGGGUUAACGUGCUGGUCCUACUGAUUG